AUGACCUCUAUUUUCUCCAUGACUCUCUCAAUCUUCUUAAUUUCUUCAAUUUUCUUCCAUUUCUCCACAGCGUUGGGUGGUGGAGUUGGUGGUUGGAAACCGUUAAAUAACGUUAAUGACCCUGAUGUGGUUAUGAUUGGCAAGUUUGCUGUGAAUGAACAUAACAAAGAAGCAGGGACAAAGUUGGAAUUUCAAAGUAUAGCCAAAGGAGAAACUCAAGUUGUUGCUGGCACAAAUUAUCGACUAGUAAUUAACGCUAAGGAUGGUGGUUAUGUUCGUAAGUAUUUGGCAGUUGUUUGGGAUAAGCCAUGGGAGAAAUUUAAGAAACUUACUUCUUUUAAAGAAAUGUAA
Lycium ferocissimum is the source of this 351-nucleotide messenger RNA. Its product is annotated as cysteine proteinase inhibitor 1-like. The transcript has a single exon. Lineage: Eukaryota; Viridiplantae; Streptophyta; Magnoliopsida; Solanales; Solanaceae. The record is from RefSeq and is a predicted model, not a curated record. Bases 1 to 351 code for a protein of 116 amino acids. Gene Ontology annotation, molecular function: cysteine-type endopeptidase inhibitor activity.